Molecule: messenger RNA, 3694 nt
Organism: Molossus molossus (Pallas's mastiff bat)
Lineage: Eukaryota; Metazoa; Chordata; Mammalia; Chiroptera; Molossidae
Gene: SCUBE2
Product: signal peptide, CUB domain and EGF like domain containing 2
Exons: 23
Coding region: 1-3084 (1027 amino acids)
Biological process (GO): signal transduction
Cellular component (GO): cell surface
Molecular function (GO): calcium ion binding
Source: RefSeq, a predicted model, not a curated record
AUGGGGGUCCGGGGCCGCGGCUUUCCUGGGGCGGCCCAGGCGCUGCUGCUGCUGCUGCUGCUGCCGCCGCCGCCGCUGCUGACGGCAGCUGUCCUGCCCAGCCCGGCCCAUGUCCUGGAGCUGGCGGAGGAUGUGGACGAGUGUGCCCAAGGGCUAGAUGACUGCCACACCAAUGCCACAUGUCAGAACACACCUUCCUCUUACAAAUGCUCCUGCAAGCCUGGCUACCAAGGGGAAGGCACACAGUGUGAAGACAUUGAUGAAUGUGAAAACAAACUCAAAGGAGGCUGUGUCCAUGACUGUUUGAACGCUCCAGGCAAUUAUCGCUGUGCAUGUUUUGAUGGCUUCGUGUUGGCUUUUGAUGGUCAUAAUUGUCUUGAUGUGAACGAGUGCCUGAAGAACAAUGGCGGCUGCCAGCACAUCUGUGUCAACCUCAUAGGGAGCUACCAGUGCAGCUGCAAGGAGGGCUUUUUCCUGAGUGACAAUCAGCACACGUGCAUCCCCCGCUCAGAAGAGAGUCUGAGCUGCAUGAAUAAGAAUCAUAGCUGUAGUCACAUCUGCAAGGAGGCUCCGAAGGGCAGAAUAGUCUGCGAGUGCAGGCCUGGUUUUCAGCUGUCCUUGAACCUGAGGGACUGCAUCAUGACUUGUAACCAUGGAAACGGUGGGUGCCAGCACUCCUGUGAGGACACAGCAGAAGGUCCUAAGUGUAGCUGCCAUCCACUUUACAAGAUGGACGUAGAUGAGAGGAGCUGCCUUGAGCCAGAGGGAACUGCCUCGGAGAUGACGAAGAGCAAUGCCACCUCAGAGGUGGACGGGGAUAAACGGGUGAAACGGCAGCUGCUCAUGGAAACGUGUGCUGUCGACAAUGGAGGCUGUGAUCGCACCUGUAAGGAUACCUCGACAGGUGUUCAUUGCAGUUGUCCCAUAGGAUUCACUCUCCAGUUGGAUGGGAAGACCUGUAAAGAUAUUGAUGAGUGCCAGACUCGCAACGGAGGUUGUGAUCAUUUCUGCAAAAACACCGUGGGCAGCUUUGACUGCAGCUGCAAAAAGGGAUUUAAAUUAUUAACAGAUGAGAAGUCUUGCCAAGAUGUGGAUGAAUGCUCUUUGGACAGGACCUGUGAACACAGCUGCAUCAACCACCCUGGCACAUUCACAUGUGCUUGCAACAAAGGCUACACCCUCUAUGGCUUUACCCACUGCGGAGACACUGACGAGUGCAGCAUCGACAAUGGAGGCUGUCAGCAGGUCUGUGUGAACACAGUGGGCAGCUACGAAUGCCGGUGCCACUCUGCAUACAAGCUCCACUGGAAUAAGAAAGACUGUGUGGAAGCGAAGGGGGUCCUGCCCACUGGUGUGUCACCCCACGUGUCCCUGCAUUGCGGUAAGAGUGGUGGAGGAGACAGGUGCUUCCUCAGAUGUCAGUCUGGCGCUUACCUCUCUUCAGGACUGCAAGAGGCCUACUCUGUCACCUGCGGCUCUUCCCCUCCUCUCGGGAACAAACAGCAAAAGUCAAAUGACUCUGCUUUUGGGGAUAUCGCCAUCGUCAGGACAAGUGUAACCUUUAAGCUAAAUGAAGGCAAGUGUAGUUUGCAAAAGGCUGAGCUGUUUCCCGAGGGUCUGCGACCAGCACUACCAGAGAAGCACAGCUCAGUAAAAGAGAGCUUCCACUACGUACACCUUACGUGCAGCUCCAGCAAGCGAGUCCCAGGAGCCCCAGGCCGACCGAGCGCCACUAAGGAAAUGUUUAUCACUGUUGAGUUUGAGCUUGAAACUAACCAAAAGGAGGUGACAGCUUCCUGCGAUCUGAACUGCACCGUGAAGCGAACAGAGAAGAGGCUCCGGAAAGCUAUCCGCACACUCCGGAAGGCUGCCCACAGAGAGCAGUUUCACCUCCAACUCUCAGGCAUGGACCUCGAAGUGGCUAAAAAGUCUCCCAGAGCAUCCGAACGCCAGACAGAGUCCUGUGGAGUUGGCCAGAGCCACGUAGGAAACCACUGUGUCAGUUGCAGGGCUGGGACAUAUUAUGAUGGAUCACAGGAACGCUGCAUUGUCUGUCCAAAUGGAACCUUCCAAAAUGAGGAAGGACAGAUCACAUGUGUACCGUGCCCAAGACCAGAAAACCCUGGGGCCCUGAAGACCCCAGAAGCUUGGAAUGUGUCUGAAUGUGGAGGUCUGUGCCAACCGGGCGAAUAUUCUGCGGAUGGCUUUGCACCCUGCCAGCUCUGUGCCCUGGGCACAUUCCAGCCUGAAGCCGGCCGGACUUCCUGCUUCUCCUGUGGGGGAGGCCUCCCCACCAAACACCUGGGAGCCACUUCCUUCCAGGACUGUGAAACCAGAGUUCAAUGUUCACCUGGACAUUUCUACAACACCACCACUCACCGAUGUAUUCGUUGCCCAGCAGGAACAUACCAACCUGAAUUUGGAAAAAAUAAUUGUGUUUCUUGCCCAGGAAAUACUAUGACUGACUUUGAUGGUUCCACAAACAUAACCCAGUGUAAAAACCGGAGGUGCGGAGGGGAGCUGGGAGACUUCACGGGGUACAUCGAAUCCCCCAACUACCCGGGCAAUUACCCAGCCAACACCGAGUGUACAUGGACCAUCAACCCACCUCCCAAGCGCCGCAUCUUGAUUGUGGUCCCCGAGAUCUUCUUGCCCAUAGAGGACGACUGCGGAGACUACCUGGUGAUGCGGAAAACCUCUUCGUCCAAUUCUGUGACAACAUACGAGACCUGCCAGACCUAUGAACGCCCUAUCGCCUUCACCUCCAGAUCAAAGAAGCUGUGGAUUCAGUUUAAGUCCAAUGAGGGGAACAGUGCCAGAGGAUUCCAGGUCCCGUACGUGACAUAUGAUGAGGAUUACCAGGACCUCAUUGAAGACAUAGUUCGAGAUGGCAGGCUCUAUGCGUCUGAGAACCAUCAGGAAAUACUUAAGGAUAAGAAACUGAUCAAGGCGCUGUUUGAUGUCCUGGCCCACCCCCAGAAUUAUUUCAAGUACACAGCCCAGGAGUCCCGGGAGAUGUUUCCAAGAUCCUUCAUCCGACUGCUACGUUCCAAAGUGUCCAGGUUUUUGAGGCCUUACAAAUGAGUCUGCCCACAGGGCUCUCCGGCCCGAGUUCCGCCUGUGGGCUGGCGGGGUGCAGCUGUCUGCUUCUGCAGCCAGCCUCGUUGGAUACCGCUGCCUCCAGGAGCAGUGACUCGUUAGAUUUUAAUUUUUAUAGAUAAUACAGAUAUUUUGGUAAAUUGAACUUGGUUUUUCUUUCCCAGCAUUGUGGAUGUGGACUGAGAAUGGCUCUGAGUCCCACUCACUUCUCAUGGCUGUAGGCAGAGGUGUUGGAUACGUCAAGGGCUGGCUGAGCUGGACCUCAGUCAGCUCAGGUGAGAUUCACCUGUCCUUCCUGGUUCUCACUCCUCCUCAACAGGGCUGUGAUGGAAAGGAAGCUGCGGAAGGGGCUGCCUUGUCUGAAACUUCAGCUUCCUCCAGCCCAGCCCUCCGUAAGGAAGCCCUGUGCGCCCAGGAGCAGGCUCUGGCCAGGCAGAGCAGGAAAGGAGGAAGGGAGGGAGGGAGAGCCCUUGAGGCACCAUCCCCACACCUGAGACCUGGGAGGACUCCGUGUCUCCACAGCCUUCUCCUCCCGCCUGUGUGACCUACAUUUGAUCCCAGGAGCUCGAGUUCAUUAAAAAAGACUUAAAGCAGC